Messenger RNA from Meloidogyne enterolobii, 523 nucleotides. Lineage: Eukaryota; Metazoa; Nematoda; Chromadorea; Rhabditida; Meloidogynidae. The record is from the annotation of a GenBank genome assembly.
UUCAAUCGAAAAAAAUUCAAAAAAUAAUUUAAAUAAACAACAAACACAAGACGGGGCUGAUUCUGGAAUUGGUUCAGAUUCUCCUAAAGUAGCAGUAUCUCAAUCAAUUUUGUUAAACGGAUUACAACAACAAAUAGUUGAGGAAAAUAAUGAAAAAGAACAACAACAAAGUGAUCAGGAAUUUAAUAAAAUAACCAAUAUGCCACCUCCAGUCCCACCAAAAUCAUCUUCUGUUUAUAAACAUUCCCCUCUAACUGUUAAUGAUGGAAAAGAUGUAAAUCAGGAAUUAAAUAAUCAAAAUCAACAUUAUUCCCCCAAAAAACAUUCUGAAAUUAUGAAUGGAGAGGGGGAAGAAGAAAAUGACCCAAUGAGAAGCGCUUUUGAGGAUUCUACAAUUGGGAGAGACCAUUCUGUUCUUCCUCCGGGUGCACGUUCUUCAAGUAGAAGACGUUCUCCACAUGCAUCUAUUGAAAAAGGUAGAAUUGCAAAUUUAAAAAAAUUAAAUAAGGGGAAAGCAGGCUAG